Molecule: messenger RNA, 2373 nt
Organism: Oryctolagus cuniculus (rabbit)
Lineage: Eukaryota; Metazoa; Chordata; Mammalia; Lagomorpha; Leporidae
Source: RefSeq, a predicted model, not a curated record
AUGAGCUGCCAACUCGCGCGUCCCCGGCGUGACUGCCGAGAUUGACGUGGAGGACACGUCAAAUUGAUUCCCGCAAGCCGCCGCUUCCCGGUCAGACGAAUUUCUCCCAAUCGGAUGAAGUUCACCUUGGGCCUGGGGUCGCGGGCGUGGAGAGUGUCCUGGGAGCGGACAGCAGCGGCGGCGGCAGCCGGCCCCGGGGCGGGCGGGGCACCGCGCGUCUGCAGCCCGCGGCCGGGCCGCCGCGGCUCUCGGCUCGCGCGCGCGCUCCCUCUAUGCCUCGCCCCCGGCGGCGGCGCCCGAGCUCUCCCGGACUGCGCCGGGCCCAGCUGCCGCCGCUCCGGCGCCAGGCUGCUGGCUGGCCCGCGCGCUAUGGAGCAGACGUAUGGCGAGGUGAACCAGCUGGGAGGCGUGUUUGUCAACGGCCGCCCCCUGCCCAAUGCCAUCCGCUUGCGUAUCGUGGAGCUGGCGCAGCUGGGCAUCCGACCCUGUGACAUCAGCCGGCAGCUCCGCGUCUCCCACGGCUGCGUGAGCAAGAUCCUGGCGCGCUACAACGAAACUGGCUCCAUCCUACCCGGCGCCAUCGGCGGCAGCAAACCGCGCGUCACCACCCCCAACGUGGUCAAACACAUCCGGGACUACAAGCAGGGAGACCCCGGCAUCUUCGCCUGGGAGAUCCGCGACCGGUUGCUGGCCGACGGCGUCUGUGACAAAUACAACGUGCCCUCAGUGAGCUCCAUCAGCCGCAUUCUUCGCAAUAAGAUCGGCAGUUUGGCGCAGCCCGGGCCCUACGAGGCGAGCAAACAGCCGCCGCCGCAGCCCGCGCUGCCCUACAACCACAUCUACCAGUACCCCUACCCCAGCCCCGUGUCUCCCACGGGCGCCAAGAUGGGCAGCCACCCCGGGGUCCCGGGCACAGCGGGCCACGUCAGUAUCCCGCGCUCGUGGCCCUCGGCGCACUCGGUCAGCAACAUCCUGGGCAUCCGGACGUUCAUGGAGCAAACAGGGGCCUUGGCCGGGAGCGAAGGCGCCGCCUACUCCCCCAAGAUGGAAGACUGGGCCGGCGUCAACCGCACCGCCUUCCCCGCCACCCCGGGCGUGAACGGGCUCGAGAAACCUGCCUUGGAGGCGGACAUUAAAUACAGCCAGUGGCCGAUCGGAAACCCCCCAGUCCCGGCAGCAAGGCGACGGACACCCUCAGUAGCUUACACGGACUGCCCAUCCCGGCUUCGACCUCCUAGGGGCCGGCGUUGGCCGGAGCCCGAGCCCCGAGGGAGCGGCGGAGCUGCUGUCGGCCCCGGGCGCGCACAUCGGCCCGGCAGCCGCGGCGAGCUGAGCGGGCGGGACCGGAGGACAACGCUGCGGGUAGGAAGUCGGUGCCCGCGGGGGAGCGCCCCGGCAGCCCCUGGGCCUCGCCUGCCUCUGGCCCAACUGGCCGCGCUCCCCACAUCUGCCGGGGAUUUAGGCUUCUCGUAACAUUGACCUUGGACUGUUGCACCCUCUUGGCGAUCCUUGCUCCGACGUGGCCUCUUUCGUCCUGCCGGCCUCAAAUUCCUGUUUGGUCCAUCGCCUGUCCAUCUCUCUCCCUCCAUUGCGUUCUCCAUCCUUUCCUGUCUCCUGUCCUUCUGCUCUCUCCAUCUUCCCCCGUUUCUCUUGGCUGGUUCCGCACCCCGUUGCUGUUCCUCUCUCGCCUUUCCUGCCAUUUUCUGUCCUGGGCUCUAUUUCCUUUCUGUAUUUGUACAGCUCCCUUGUCCUCUCUUCCCGCCAGCCCCUUCUCUCUCCCCUGCGAUUCUGACCCUCCCAGCCCUAAUGGGAGCUGAGGCGGCAACCCAGGAAAUGAACAGAGAAGCCAAGCCUUUAUUAUAUAUUUUUGUAAUAACAAACCUGAACAAAACCUCCAUGAACUGAUCCCACCCCUUCCCACCAAAACCCAUUGUCUGGAAGUGUGUGCUUUCUCAGAGCCUCCGUGGCCAGGCUUCUCUUUGCUUCCAAGAUAAUGUCACCCCAUAAAUCAGACUGGGGUAGCAUGAGGCAGACACUGGGGCUGUCUUCUGUAGAUAGAAAACUGGGUGUCCCAGAGGGAACCAGAGGCAUGGCACUGUAUUUGGAGUUCAGGGGUCAGCACAUUUGUUAAUUUAAGCCCCAAACUGCUUCUGAUGCAAAGGGUACAUUCGGGCUGCUGGUUUGCAAGGGGUGGGGAUCAGAAAAACCCAGCAAGUGUCUUUCCUAGAGCCAGACACUGUUAACUGCUUCCAAGUUCAGGUGCACUGGUGGUGGGGCCCUGGCCGGCAUGCAAUUUUGUAGUCAUAAAGGUUUCAUUGGUGAGUCUGACAUCACCUGUGAAGUUUCCUUUGAAUAAAGGAAAGUGAAACAUAA